Molecule: messenger RNA, 3649 nt
Organism: Galeopterus variegatus (Sunda flying lemur)
Lineage: Eukaryota; Metazoa; Chordata; Mammalia; Dermoptera; Cynocephalidae
Gene: EPS8
Product: epidermal growth factor receptor pathway substrate 8
Exons: 21
Coding region: 48-2516 (822 amino acids)
Biological process (GO): Rho protein signal transduction; positive regulation of ruffle assembly; regulation of Rho protein signal transduction
Cellular component (GO): ruffle membrane; vesicle; plasma membrane
Molecular function (GO): actin binding
Source: RefSeq, a predicted model, not a curated record
AGUCAAGUGGCCAAAGUUGUACAGCUAACAUAGGCGUGAAAGCCACAAUGAAUGGUCAUAUUUCUAAUCAUCCCGGUGGUCUUGGAAUGUACCCAUCUCAAAUGAAUGGCUAUGGGUCAUCACCCACGUUUUCCCAGGUGGACAGAGAACACAGUUCGAAAACAAGUGCAAAGGCCCUUUAUGAACAAAGGAAGAAUUAUGCACGGGACAGUAUUAGCAGUGUGUCAGAUGUAUCCCAGUACCGUGUUGAACACUUGACUACCUUUGUCCUGGAUCGGAAAGAUGCUAUGAUAACUGUUGAUGAUGGAAUAAGGAAGCUGAAAUUGCUUGAUGCCAAGGGCAAAGUGUGGACUCAAGAUAUGAUUCUUCAAGUGGAUGACAAAGCUGUGAGCCUGAUUGAUUUAGAAUCAAAGAAUGAACUGGAGAAUUUUCCUUUAAACACAAUCCAGCACUGCCAAGCUGUGAUGCAUUCAUGCAACUAUGAUUCAAUUCUUGCCCUGGUGUGCAAAGAGCUAACCCAGAACAAGCCAGAUCUUCAUCUUUUCCAGUGUGAUGAGAUUAAGGCAAGCCUAAUUAGUGAAGAUAUUGAAAGUGCGAUCAGUGACAGCAAAGGAGGGAAACAAAAGAGGCGGCCUGAAGCCCUGAGGAUGAUUUCCAAAGCAGAUCCUGGAAUACCGCCUCCACCAAGAGCCCCUGCCCCUGUACCCCCUGGGACUGUUACCCAGGUGGAUGUCAGAAGUCGGGUGGCAGCCUGGUCUGCAUGGGCAGCUGACCAAGGGGACUUUGAGAAGCCAAAGCAAUAUCAUGAGCAAGAAGAAACACCUGAGAUGAUGGCAGCCCGAAUCGACAGAGAUGUGCAAAUCUUAAACCAUAUUUUGGAUGACAUUGAAUUUUUUAUCACAAAACUCCAAAAGGCAGCGGAAGCAUUUUCUGAGCUUUCUAAAAGGAAGAAAACUAAGAAAAGUAAAAAGAAAGGACCAGGAGAGGGUGUUUUAACACUGCGGGCAAAACCCCCAUCUUCUGAUGAAUUUAUUGACUGUUUCCAAAAGUUUAAACAUGGAUUUAACCUUCUGGCCAAACUGAAGUCUCAUAUCCAGAACCCCAGUGCCGCAGAUUUGGUUCAUUUUUUGUUUACUCCAUUAAAUAUGGUGGUACAGGCAACAGGAGGUCCUGAACUAGCCAGUUCAGUACUCAGCCCCCUAUUGACUAAGGACACAAUUGAUUUCUUAAGUCAUACUGUCCAUAGCGAUGAACGGCUGCUGUGGAUAUCAUUGGGAGAAACUUGGAUGAAAGCCAGAGCAGAGUGGCCAAAAGAACAAUUUAUUCCACCAUAUGUUCCACGGUUCCGCAGUGGCUGGGAGCCCCCAAUGCUGAACUUCACAGGAGCUCCAUUGGAACAAGAUCUUUAUCACCUGGCUGAGUCUGUGGCAAAUGUAGCACAACAUCAGCGCAAACAAGAAAUAAAAAGAUUAUCCAAUGAGCAUUCCAGUGCAUCAGAAUAUUCUCCAGCUGAUGAUUAUGCAUUCAAUAACAACAUUUAUGCAAGAGGGACCCAUCGGGACCAAGGGGAAGCCGCUGUUGCUUUUAAGCCAACUCCCAGUCGCUAUGUAGAUAGAAAUUAUGACCCACUCAAGACGCAACCCAAGAAAUAUGCCAAAUCUAAAUAUGACUUUGUGGCAAGGAACAGCAGUGAGCUCUCAGUUCUAAAGGAUGAUAUUUUAGAGAUACUUGAUGAUAGGAAGCAAUGGUGGAAAGUUCGAAAUGCAAGUGGAGACUGUGGAUUUGUGCCAAAUAACAUUUUGGAUAUUGUGAGACCUCCAGAAUCUGGAUUAGGGCGUGCUGAUCCACCUUAUACACAUACCAUACAGAAACAAAGGAUGGAGUGUGGUCCAAGACCAGCUGAUACUCCCUCUGCUCCAUCACCUCCUCCAGCACCAGCUCCUGUUCCCAUCCCCCUUCCACCUUCUGCUCCAGCACCUGCUCCUGUGUCAAAGGGCCCAGCAAAUGUUACCCGUCAGAACAGCAGCUCCAGUGACAGUGGAGGCAGUUUUGUGCGAGAUAACCAGAGACACAAACAGCUUCCAGUGGACAGAAGGAAAUCUCAGAUGGAGGAAGUGCAGGAUGAGCUCAUCCACAGGCUGACCAUUGGUCGGAGUGCCGCUCAGAAGAAGUUCCAUGUGCCACGGCAGAAUGUGCCAGUUGUCAAUAUCACGUAUGACUCCACACCAGAGGAUGUGAAGGCAUGGUUGCAGUCGAAGGGCUUCAACCCUGUGACUGUCAAUAGUCUUGGAGUAUUAAAUGGUGCACAGCUUUUCUCUCUCAAUAAAGACGAACUGAGGACAGUCUGCCCUGAAGGGGCGAGAGUGUUUAGCCAAGUCACUGUACAGAAAGCUGCAUUAGAGGAUAGCAGUGGCAGCUCUGAAUUGCAAGAAAUCAUGCGAAGACGACAAGAAAAAAUCAGUGCUGCUGCUAGUGAUUCAGGAGUGGAAUCUUUUGAUGAGGGAAGCAGUCACUAAUUAGUUUGUCGUUUGUUUUUAAAACUCCAUUGUUCUUGGAAUUAUUCCACCAUGUUUUGUUUUAAGAAGCCUUGAAGGGAAUGUCAGAUUCAUUUUUCUUGGUCUACAAACCUGAGUAAACAGAGAACUUGCUUCUGGGCCCAUUAUUUUUAUUAAAACUGAAAAAUCUUAAACUGAAUUUUUUGAUCUUGAGAAAUGUUUUUCCUACUUUACCAAGGUGAGAUUUCCUUUAUUAGAUUGAUUAUUUCAUCCCCAUCUCAAUAUAUAAGCAGGAAUUUUUUGACAGUGGUGAAUUUAUUCACUGCAACAAAGCAAACUUAUUGUCCAUGAUUCAAAAUCUAAACAAUUUCAACUUUGCCUGUUAGUAUGGUGUCUGUUAUUCAGGGUAUAGCUCACUUUAGGCUAGCCCCUGCUUACUUAGGUCUCUUCUCUGACAUACUCAAUGAUAGAAUAUUUACAUUUAUUUAAAGUUCUCAAUGCCAACAGUUUAAAAAAAAUUAAAACAUUUGAAUGAACUGUAAAGUACAGCCAGGCCUUGAACACGCAAAUAUAAACCUAUGGAGCAUUCUCAAGAUAUUUUGUUUGUCCUGGCUCUGUUGAUCAUAAUUCCUUGUAUAGCUUGUAUUUUGAUUUAGUUUAUAUUCUGAUUGAUUAUUAUGUAUACUGUGUUCUUAUGUGUGAGAAAGCACAAGUGGGAAAGAGGUCAUAUACAUUCAAAAUCAAAGGAAGUAGGCUGCAUUGGUGUGCAUUACAGUAUUUUGCUUAAGGAAAGCCUCAGUUCUGAACAUUGCUAUAAGUAGUUAAAAGGAAAUUAGGGCCAUUUUAUGUGUUUAUCUGUGUCAAGUCUUUCUGGUAAUAAGAAACAAUUUACAAAUAUUUUAAUCCUGUGAAAGAUUCUAGGUUGAGAAAAAGAUACCUAACCUUCAACAAAUGUUAUUUUUGGAAACAUGAUUUUUGUCAUUAAAUGUAAUAUUAUUUCACAUAUAUAAAACAGAUGUUAUGUAAGAAUGUUGUAUAUUUUAACAUAAAUCCAUUUAGAGAGAUUAUCUAGAGUCAUUAAUUUUCAUAGUGCCUUUUUCACAUGAGUCAGCUAGGAAGUCUGCAAUAAACAGUAUUUGCUGGAUGUUAAUAAA